CACCCUAAAUAAAUAAAUAAAUAAAACUAAACAGCCGCCUUCACCUCACCACUUCCCCGACGCAUUCUCAGGCGACGUCCUUUUUCUUCUCCAACUGCUGUUUCCCCUCACACCGAUUUCGAUUCUCACGAGUCGCACUGACUUAAUUCCUACACAGUGCUGCGACAUCUUCAACUCUGCUUUCGAAAUCCAACGAUAUUCUUCGGCAGCCAUUGAUCUUUAGGUUUUAUCUCUCAUCUAUUAGACUGAUUCUUUUAUAACACAACUGAGAAGAGUAAUCUCUUUUUCUUAAUAAAAACAAUUAGAAAUACCCUUGCUAUAUAGGUGCUCCAUUUUUUGCCCAAAAACCCAAAACAGUACAAAAUGGAAGAAGAAUCUUACAAGAAAUCUGAAGGCUGCACCAUUAAGGAAUGCCAAGACAUGAUUCAAAGAAGUCUACGGACUCCAAUGGUGAAAUUUUUGAUGGAGCAUAUGGAGAAAACAGGGUGUAAGGUAGGAGAUAAUUUCAUCAAGGCAGUUAAUUGCAACAGGAAGAUGGGUGGAGGCUAUGUUCGUGGCGAAGGAAUAGUGGUGUGUAGCGACCAAGUGAAGAUACAAGAUGAUGUCAAUCAAGUAGUUAUACAUGAGCUUAUUCACGCAUAUGAUGAAUGCCGUGCUUCAAAUUUGGACUGGACAAAUUGUGCUCAUCAUGCCUGUAGUGAGAUUCGUGCUGGCCAUCUAAGUGGUGAUUGCCACUACAAACGGGAAUUUCUGCGGGGUUUUAUGAAGAUAAGGGGCCAUGAACAAGACUGUGUGAGAAGAAGAGUUAUGAAAUCGGUGAUGGCUAACCCUUUCUGCUCCAAAACAGCCGCAAAGGAUGCCAUGGAGGCUGUGUGGGAUAUCUGUUAUAAUGACACAAAGCCCUUUGACAGAGCUCCUUGAAAGACCAGUUUUUACUUGCCAUUUUAUUGCAAACAAUUCUUGAAUAAAUCCUAUUUUUGCAUCAUAGAAUAGGAAGAUGCCUUAGUUCUUCAAUUUUAAGAUAAAAUUCAUUUCUCUAAGAAAA
Messenger RNA from Gossypium arboreum, 1045 nucleotides. RefSeq names its product mitochondrial inner membrane protease ATP23. Bases 364 to 921 code for a protein of 185 amino acids. The record is from RefSeq and is a predicted model, not a curated record. Gene Ontology annotation, molecular function: metalloendopeptidase activity. Gene Ontology annotation, biological process: mitochondrial protein processing; mitochondrial proton-transporting ATP synthase complex assembly. NCBI's taxonomy places the organism in Eukaryota, Viridiplantae, Streptophyta, Magnoliopsida, Malvales, Malvaceae. The transcript is spliced from 5 exons. Gene Ontology annotation, cellular component: extrinsic component of mitochondrial inner membrane.